Molecule: messenger RNA, 4272 nt
Organism: Eimeria tenella
Lineage: Eukaryota; Apicomplexa; Conoidasida; Eucoccidiorida; Eimeriidae
Exons: 6
Coding region: 1-4272 (1423 amino acids)
Source: RefSeq, a predicted model, not a curated record
AUGCGGCCCAGGACCGACAACGCCCUUCGCGGCGGGGCCGUGCCCCCAACAAGCAGCUCCAGCAAUAGUAGUAGUAGUUGCAGCAGCAGCAGCAGCAGCAGCAGCAGUAGUAGUGGUAGCUUCCUCACAGUCUCUUCGCUGUUCCCCCGCAGCAGCAGAUUUUCGACUUACAUGCGCAUAGAGCGCUGCAGCGGCGUAGGGCGUAACGGCGCUGCGAAGGCGGAACAGCAACAGCAGCAGCAGCAGCAGCCAGUUGUGAAUAUUCAUGUGGCACUGCAACGACGGGGCCUCAGGGACUGUGAUGUGGAGGAGUUCGUUCAGUGGCUAUCUCAGUGCGUGCAGCAGCAUGGCCGCAACCGCAGCAGCAGCAGUAACGGCGACAGCAGCAGCAGCAGCAACGCCGGAGCCAGCGGGGGCCGCAUGCCGGCGCUGGUUAUUUUGUCCAUGGACUUGGCAGAAAAUAGCAUCAGCGGAGCAGGGGUUUCUUGUUUGCUGUCGUUCUUCACCUGCUUCUGCGCAUGCAUGCGCCUCACCAAAAUUAAGCUGUACAAGAACAACAUAGGGGAUGCAGGCGCAGCAGCGGUGGCUUCCUACAUUACCAAAGCAGCAUCAGCAGGUUGUCUGCUUCUCGAGGAACUCCAUUUGUCCCACUGCAGCAUCAGCAGCAGCGGGGCGCUCCUUGUCAUGAACGCGGUUGCUGCUGCUGCUGCUGCUGCUGCUGCUACUGCUGCUGACAACGCGGUGUACGUGUACCCCAGACUUGACGCCCGCAGGAAGGCCUAUGUCCCCUUGUGGCUCAGAAUGGAAUAUAAUCAAAUUGUAGAUCCCAUGGCUCUAGUACGCCAAUGGACUUCGACUGCUAAGCAGAAGAGAGGAGCUGCCGCUGCUGUUUGCUUUGCGGACAAGCAGCAGCAGCAGCAACACUGCACCCCGGCGCGGUGCUGGAAAACGACUGCGCAUGCAACCACACCAGUACUGCAUAUGUACAUGUUCGCCCACCAAGCUCCUACGGAGAGCAGGCGUGGCCAGACCUGUCGUACCCCAGCGGGGAAUAACACGGCAAACGCAGCGCCCUCAUCUCAGAGCAGCAGCGCUGCCCCUCCAGCUUCUGCGUCAGUCGCUGCAGCACCAGCAGCUGCAUCAGCACCAGGCGUACGGACAGGUGCAGCGCCAGCGGCACCAACAACCCAGCGUGUCAAGUGCGCAGCAGCCAACACCUCUCGUCGCUCAUCAGAUGACCCAGGAGCAAAACAGCAACAGCAGCGAGGCAGCAAGGCGUCGCUUAGUAGCAGUAGCAGCAGCAAACAGCAGCAACAGAAUGCAUCGGCUAGCGCUGCUGGACCUCGCGGUCGCGACUCAACAGCGGCGACAACCGCAGCGCCAACAGGCGCAGUUGAGCGACGGGGAGUAUCCUCUCGGGUAUCAUACGCAGCUGCAGCAGCUGGCGCACAUCCUGCUGCCUGUGCUGCAGCACUCCCGGCUGCAAGGGAUGGCAGAGCUGCAGAAGGGACAACAUUACCAGCCGCAGUGUCAGCAUCACCAGCACCAGCGACAGGUUCCGCUUCGGCAGCUGCAGCACCCGCGGCGCCAGCAGCAGUGACAGCAAUGGAAACUCGCCGCAGUUCCAGUACAUGUUCAACCGCUGCAGCCGUUGCUGCUGCAGCCAAAGUCGCAGCAGUGGCGGCUGCAGCACCGCCAGCCCCGGGCGCAGCCUCAGGGGAGGCACCAGCAGCCGGAGGGGAGGCUGCAGAUACGACAAUUGCGGAAGCAGCAACAGCAAAGCCGUCAGCGCCAGCAGCGGCAGGGGCUGCUUGCAGCGCUGACAUAUUGCACAGCCUACCUCUCUACAUUUUUUUGGAUUCGUCCGCCGUCACGCAGAUGAAUGAAGGGACUUGUGCUGCUCACACCCAUUGCGAGGAGCCAUGCCCAAUAAGCCUUGCCGGUUUGCGCCGGUUAUACAGCGGGGGACAGUUGGCUUGCAGGGAACGGAAGUCCUCAGCAGGAGUUGCAGCAGACGCAUCAGUAGCACAAAACUCGCUGUCGGAUAGCGACAUUUCAGUAUUUCUUGUUACGGACUACGUAGAGCGGGAAGUUGCCCGCAUGCAGCAACAGCUGCAGCGGCAACAGCAGCAGCAGCAAGACGCCCUGCAGCAGCUGCGAGAGCUUGCGAGUGAUUUUCAAGUCGUCGAAUACGUUGAAGGGAUGAAAAAGAGCGCGAAGCAGCAGCAGCAGGAGCAACAGUUCUCGCUAUUGUCGACACAGGAUGUGUCUCUGGGUCGGGCUCUGCAACUCAGCGCAGACACUUUAGAAACAAUAGACUUCGGACUGCUGUGGAAAAAGCACCUGGAAAAAGUAUGGCUGGGAUUCAAUAGUAACGGCAGUGGCAGCAGCAGUGGCAGCAAAGCCAGCGAUGGACUCGUCUUCAUGCUGACGGCAGAUCCUGCAGUCAAAGUGUUUCUGCAGCGCGUUGCCGCACCUUCCUCUGCUGCUGCUGCAGCUGCUACGGCAGAGAGAAAGCCUCACGUGCCUUGCAUGCUGCUUGAAGAGCUCUGCUGUUGCCUGGGGGCGGCAUACCCUCACCUGCUGCAGCAGCAACAGCAGCAACAACAGCAGAGACGGCAGCAGCAGCAGAGACCCCUAACGGCAGGAGACCUGCGCAGCUUGAUGCUUGCUGCCCUACAGCAUCAGCAGCAGCAGCAGCUAGCAGACGAAGCAGCAGCAGCAGCAGCAGCAGCAUCCCCAGCAGCAACAACUGCGGCGUCAGGUGGAGCUGCAGCAGGAGGUGCAUGUGCAGCGACAACAGCAGCAAUUACAGCGGCGACAACGGCAACAACUGCAGGCACUAUAUCUACAGCAGCAACGGUCGCAGAAGCAGCUGUAGCAAAAGAAGCGGAGGCACGACUUAACGGCGAUGCAUACGCUCCAUUUUUUUCUCCCCUGGUUGCAGCAGGCUUGACAGAUGCAACUUAUAGCAGCAGCAGCAGCAGCAGCAGCAGCAGCAGCAGCAACGCCAUCAGCAGCCUCUGCGGUGCAACAAGCUUUGCAAAUCGCACGGUCGUAACGGUAGAAGAGAUAGAGGAGAUACAACUACGGCAGCGACAGCAGCAACAGCAGGAACAACAGCAACAGCAGCUUCAGCCGGUGCACUUGCCGCCAAGAUUCAGCAGCCCACCUAGCAGCUCCGAUGUAGCGGCAGCGGCAGCUGCAGCAGCAACAACGGAUUUCCUUUUCGCCUCAUAUUUAGAAGAUGAAAGCAAGCACAACGGCUUACGAGAUGGGGGGCAGAAAGACCCAACGCUUGCUGCCGCUGCUGCUGCUGCUGCAACUGCUGAACGAAGCGAGCUGAGUUUUGGCAGCAGCGCAGGAGCAGCUGCAUCGGCAGACCCGUAUGCUGCUUCAGCGGAGAAAAGGGUAACGGACGACGCAACGCCACUCUCAAAGCGCCUUGCUGCUCCUGCUGCAGCGGUUGUGCCGCCUGUGGAACAGCAACGAGCACAAGCGGUGGAACCGCCAGCUGGUACGCAACUACCGCAGCAACUUUCGCAGCAGCAGGUGCCGCAGCAGCCCCGAAGACCGCUUGGAGACUCCGCGCUUCAUCAGCAACAGCACGACUGGGAGCUCAAGGAUGAGCUGAUAACGGCCAUUGCAAUGGUUCAGGAGCUGGCGACUCGUGUCCGUUUAUCGGAUCCAGCAGCAGCAGCAGCAGCAGCAGCAGCAGGAAGCAGCUGCAUCGGCGACGGUAUUCUUGUCGAGGAUCUGUUGCGCCGCGCGCAGCUGUGUGUGUAUCGGUGGCGGCGGCUACUCCUGAAGCAGCAGGAGCAGCAGGAGCAGCAACAGCACCACCAGCAGUCGUGGGAGCAGCAGCAUCACCCGCAGCAACGGAUGGCUGUUCAGCAGCGGAACCUUUCCCCAGUGUGUCUCACUAGCUCUUUGCUGGCCCUUCACGAUCAGCAGCAGCAGCAACAGGAACAGCUGCACCAGCAACAUGCGUGGGAGCCGCCGCACCAGUAUGCACGCUGGCCGACAGCUCUAGAGCAGCAGCAUCCUAUUCCUGGCGUCUGGCAGCAGCAGCAUGGAGAGCUCUUAUGGCCAGGGGACGUGGAUACGUGGCAUCCUCACCACGGUAUGCGCCAACAUCAGCAGCAGCAACCACAACAAGGAGGAUCUGCAGUAUGGCCACAACAGCAACAGCCUCUGCAGCCACAACAGCAGCCUCCAGCGGUACAGCAGCAAGCCAAUCAGGAGAACUGGACCCCAGCGGUGCUGCUGUAG